Nothobranchius furzeri (turquoise killifish) is the source of this 1941-nucleotide messenger RNA. It is a transcript of the gene wdr5, whose product is annotated as WD repeat domain 5. Gene Ontology annotation, biological process: transcription initiation at RNA polymerase II promoter. Gene Ontology annotation, molecular function: protein binding; RNA polymerase II general transcription initiation factor activity. The record is from RefSeq and is a predicted model, not a curated record. Gene Ontology annotation, cellular component: transcription factor TFIID complex. Lineage: Eukaryota; Metazoa; Chordata; Actinopteri; Cyprinodontiformes; Nothobranchiidae.
GAACGUCAUGCGCCUGCGCAAACUGUAAGCACAUUCCCCGCUUCACCUCGCAGCUCGUUCCUUUACCAGGCAAACAUCCUCAAGCAAAUAGCUUGAUUUGUUCUUUGUUCUAUCUCUCUUUAGUUAUUAUACGGACUGUUUUAGAUUUCCAGGAUUUGCAAGGAGUACCAGUCUGACUGUAGAUCUAAAUUGAUCAACGUGCAAUAGAUGCUGAUUUCCUCACCAUGGCAACAGAGGACAAGAAACCAGAGACUGACACCAAGCCUCCAGUUGUCCCAUCAGCCUCUGCUAGCCAAAGCAAGACUGCACCUGCAAAACCAAACUACAGUUUGAAAUUCACACUAGCGGGACACACUAAGGCUGUGUCCUCGGUUAAAUUCAGUCCAAGUGGAGAAUGGCUCGCCAGCUCGUCUGCUGAUAAACUCAUCAAAAUCUGGGGCGCUUAUGAUGGCAAGUUUGAGAAAACCAUUUCUGGACACAAACUUGGAAUAUCUGAUGUGGCCUGGUCAUCUGACUCCAACCUUCUUGUUUCUGCGUCGGAUGACAAAACUCUGAAGAUCUGGGACGUUAACUCGGGAAAGUGUUUAAAAACUCUGAAAGGUCACAGCAACUAUGUCUUCUGCUGCAACUUCAACCCGCAGUCCAAUCUCAUCGUGUCAGGAUCGUUUGACGAGAGCGUCAGGAUAUGGGAUGUGAAAACUGGGAAGUGUUUGAAGACAUUGCCGGCUCAUUCUGAUCCUGUCUCUGCUGUUCAUUUCAACAGAGACGGUUCCCUGAUCGUGUCCAGCAGCUACGACGGCCUCUGUCGGAUCUGGGACACUGCAUCCGGACAGUGUUUAAAAACUCUCAUUGAUGAUGACAACCCUCCAGUGUCGUUUGUGAAGUUUUCUCCCAACGGGAAAUACAUCCUGGCUGCCACACUGGAUAACACGCUGAAGCUGUGGGAUUACAGCAAAGGAAAGUGCUUGAAGACGUACACGGGCCAUAAAAACGAGAAGUACUGCAUAUUCGCCAACUUCUCUGUCACCGGGGGAAAGUGGAUCGUGUCUGGCUCGGAGGACAACAUGGUUUAUAUCUGGAACCUGCAGACGAAGGAGAUUGUGCAGAAACUCCAGGGGCACACAGACGUCGUCAUCUCGACUGCCUGCCACCCGACAGAGAACAUCAUUGCAUCUGCAGCGUUAGAAAACGACAAAACCAUCAAGCUAUGGAAAAGCGACUGCUAAACGCCCUCCUUUUUUAGUUUUGGGGCUGUUCAUCUUUAUUAUUUUUCCUACAUUGUGCUGUUCAACAUGAGGACCCUUUUCUAAUGGAUGCUGAGAGCUGAUCAAAUUCUGCAGGGAAAGGCAAACUCCUCUCAGCCCUACGUAUCGUAUCUGCAGCGAACGCGCCCCUCUGGUGCCGGAUUCUCUGCGUCUCAUUAGAGAAACACUGACUUAUUUUAAAAGAUGGUUCUGAAGUUUCAGUAUAAUUCACACUGCAUUUGCCUCUGCUUCACAACAGCUCUUGUACAAUAAAUGUAAUGAUUACUCGUCCUUCCAAUGAGUUGUCUUCAUUUGUGUGGAAAAACUACAGAAAAGCUGAAAUUUGCAUCAAAUACCCUUUUUUAUUUAUAUAAGUGGUACCAAAACGGGAAAUCUAACUCACAUGUCAUUGGAUGUUGGCAGCAGAUUGUUGAGUUUUUUUAAGCAAAUUAUAGUUCGAUGAGGGAAAUAAAGUUUUGUGUGAAUUAAAGUAAUGGUAACCUUUUUUUUAAAGUGUUUUCUUUGUUUAAACUGACUAAAUCUGUAUAUAUCACACUGGCAUAAAGCUUGUUUUAUUCCACCACACAGAUUAGCUCGCAGCUGCGCUCGCUAAUCCAGCAGCAUCUUGCCUAGCUGAACCUGUGGAUAUUUGUUUUGCAUCUGACCACUGCUAAAUAAAAUCCGGUUUUGUAUGUUU